AUGGUUUGGCGGUGUUUCAGCUAUGGUAUCAAAAAGAAUCAGAAUGCACCGUUUGGUUAUUUAAAAGUAUCAAGUGAUCUCCAGUCAGUACAUCUGCAUAUACUUCCUUACAAUUAUCCUGUAUUUCUUCAGUUACUUGGUGAUAUAUGUGAUCAUAAACGUAUGACGGAAGCCUGGGGUCAUCAGUUUGUGAACUAUCUAGGAACCAUACCGAAAUAUUACUUUAUGCCCCUAGCGAAGGCGUUUGAACGAAUAGGGUUUGUCGGGAUGAUUAAGCCUGAAGCUAUUGACCGUGCACUUCCUUAUCAAUUGAAACAUUCUUUGCAAAAGCUUCGGCAUUCAGCUAAAAUUGAAUACGAUAACUUCGUGCGUAUGACGCAAACUGACAGCCCCACAAACCCAACUGUUACUUUACCAUCAGCCUUAUUGCCUUUACCUUUGUGGCCGCUACGUGAAUUUAAAUCGAUGUAUAUCAAACCUAAGCGUCUUCAUUCAAAUUCUCUUCGACCUUGUAAUAUAUCUCGAACCAAGUUGCGCGUAGUUUUGGGAAAAAUGAGGCAUGAACUUGAUAACCUCCUAAAUGGUUCAUCUAGCAUCCGAGCAGUUGACUUGAUUCAUCAACAACCAGUCGCCUUAAUGGGUGAUUAUGUUAACUACAGAAAUUCCCGGCAGGUCGAAACACCUUUGAGGGAGAUAAAUCCAACUCCUGAACGAUCGGAUACAUUCGGAAACCCUUUCCGACGGAAGUCUACAUCCUUCGUCGCAGAUGAAGGUUUCGUUGAUGAGAUGGAUUCAUUGCAAGUUAAUUCUUGUAAUCCGAAUACAGUUUUGCUCAAUUUUGGGCGAAAAAAGUCUGCACAAACCACCAAAAAUCCUCAAGCAAGAGUCAAAGGUCCCUUACCUCCGUAUAUUAAUCACCUAAAUUGGCGUUUUUUCUCGCCGAAAUCUUCACCGCUGUCAUCGCCUAGAUCUUCGGAUAAUACUUUCAGUGAAGAAAUAUCAAGCGCGAUUUCAUCUCCCACAUAUGCCGACAAUUCCCCUUCCUUAAUAAACCACUCAAGAUUCACCAACCAAGCAAUUAUUGAAAAAACAAAUACUUUUGAUACUAGAAAUGCAUCGUCAUUGGAAAGUUUUAAAUUAAACAAGAAAAUUAUGUUCGAAUUAAUUCAUUUGGUUCGACAGCCUUAUACAGUAGAUGCAGUGCUGUUAUUUGACCGCAUGAAUGAACUCACUGGUUCAAUUGGACAAAGAGAAGCUGUGGUUUCGAUGUUGAUGUCAGAAGCUUUGAGAUUCAGAAGAUCAUGUCUAUAUUUUUUACUAAGCGACUGGCGAACAUGGUUGCUGCAAAUUGAAAUACUUUCAUCACUAAUAUCUAGUGAUCACAAUUAUGAACUUGGGGUAUGCUGUGUCGGUGAAAAUAACAUCCUUAGCUCUAGUGGUGGAAAAUCACAACCUGCUAUUUUGGGUGUUAUCUUCAAUAUCAAAACCAACCAAAUAAAUCCUGCUCGUAUAAGUUGGAAAGCACGUGGACCUGUUCCUGCGUUAAGACUUUUACGCCUAAACUGUGUAGGUUCAGAUGAAAUAACUAACGUAUUCAACCCAGAAAGGUGUUACCUGACCAUAGAUCCUUUCCCGUACGUUCGCCCAGCUUUUGUGGAUGCGCAAAUUACAUCUGAAGAAAUUCGAGCUAGGUCCACAACACCUGAGCAAGAACCUGCAACAUACUUUGAAGGUCAGAUUGCUGUGCACCGCUUAAGGCUUCACUGUCCUAACUCCCUAAGUUGGUUUGGACUUGGUCCACUGAUCUUUCGUUGUGUUCUGGAUUCAAAUAAACCGUGGGUCCCUAUAAAUGGAGCUUCCACAGUUGCAUCAGAAGACCCUUUAACAAACGUCGAAAUAUAA
This is a messenger RNA of Schistosoma intercalatum, 1902 nucleotides long. NCBI's taxonomy places the organism in Eukaryota, Metazoa, Platyhelminthes, Trematoda, Strigeidida, Schistosomatidae. The record is from the annotation of a GenBank genome assembly.